AGCAGAGACGUAACGUCGUAAGAGAUUCUCGAGACCAGUUUAUGGUUUGGAUUUCAUUCGAGAGGGAGUGCAGACGAAAAAGAGUUAAAAUGCGGUAUUUUUUGAUUGCUGCUGCGAUUUUUAAUUUCAUCGACGUUGCUCAGGGAAAGAUUCGAUGUUUUGAUACCAUAACUCAGAUGGUCUACUUUGACAUUGCUAUUGGUCCAAUGAACAGUCAGCCCUGGAACCCCCAGCAGCCUCAGGUUAGGACUCCCCCUGUCCAGAACACGAGUCGGAUUGUCAUCGGUCUGUUUGGAGACACUGUUCCAGUCACGACCAAAAAUUUUGCCGCAUUAGCCACGGGAGAAUAUGGAUUUGGUUAUGAAGGCAGCAAAUUCCAUAGGGUCGUCAAAGACUUUAUCAUUCAAGGAGGAGAUUUUGAAAAUGGUGAUGGAACAGGAGGAAAAAGUAUUUACGUUGGAGACAGCUUUUUGGAUGAGAACUUUGACAUAAAACACUAUGGUCCUGGCUUUGUUAGCAUGGCUAAUGCAGGUCCAAACACCAAUAAAUCCCAGUUCUUCAUCCAGAUGGCCAACCAUGCAAAUGCUACUCACUUAGAUGGUCUACAUGUCGUGUUCGGAAAAGUUCUUGAUGGAAUGGACACUGUGCGAAAAAUCAAUGAGCUACCAGUGGACCAGAAUUCCAGACCAUACCAAGAUGUUACCAUUGUCAAAAGUGGAAUCUUGCAUCAAGAAUAUGAGGUCUUUACAGAAAUGAUACCCAGUAGAUAAACUAUUUUUUACUGCGAGUCAUUCAGGACAUUUUGAAAUAUCUGUUGGUGAACUUGUUUAAUAUAUGUACACUGUAGAUAAAUGUUUGCUCACAUUGAUCUGGGGGAGAGGCUCGGUAGUCUAAACACGAGAUAUUUGAGAUAUUCUGUUUUCUAAACUUGAGAUAUUUGAGAUAAUCAUAUUUACAGGUACUUUGUUUUCCAGGUGUGUGUCUCCAAAUGUUUUUCUCAUUUAUUACUAUAAAAGAGGAAAUAUAAAUAUAUAUCAUUUAUAUUAUAAUAAGAAGAGUGACAUUUUAUUAUUAAAAAAAAAAUAUUGGGAUUUACUGUCCCCUGGAGGUAUAAAUUUCCUAAUUAGAAGACAAAUCAUGUUAACUCAAAUUGUUGUCACUUUUUGACUUAAAUCAUAUUGUGUAGAAUGUUUUGUGUGGUUCCUUUUGUACAGAAUUAUUUAAAUAGUGUUGCUUAAUUGAAUAUUGUUGGCUUGAUAAAUUAAGAACAGUGACUAUAUGAAAAGCAGUGCUGAAACAUUUGCAAAUAUAUACAUGUACUUUGACCAGAAAAUGUAGAUGUACAAAGUAUCUUUAUUCUUUUUCUAGAAUCUUCUUUUAAAGUUAAACAAAGGUAACAUAUUAAUUUCAAGAUGAUUAUGAGAGAUAAGCAUAUUUCUAGAUUAUUUUGGGAUGUAGCUAAAUUGCCAUUUUAUUACAAAAGUGUUUUUGCUAUCCAGGUGUAAAAGAGAGAGAGGUCUUGAUAUGCAAAUUUUUGAAAAUCGCCUUUAUAUGCAAAUAAGAAAAACAAAAAAAAAAACAUGCUAGACAAAUCUGUUUUGUCAAAGUUGUAUCUUCUCUCAAUUAAUUUACUGCCUUUUUGUGUCAUCUCCAUGCAAAUAAUGUCAAAAAAUUUUGUAUGACCUAGCCAAAGCAGUUUGGCAAGAUGUGUUACACAUGUGAAGAUACUUUCUUCUUUAAAGAGUUGUACAUUGAAAUGCAAUCUACGCAAAAAAAAAAAAAAUAAUAAGCCCUAGUUUAAAUGGGUGCCUCAAAGGUUUUUUUUUUACUUCCUGCUGAAGAUCAGGAUUAUGAAACAGCUAGUAGAGACACUUAAUUUAAUAUUCAUGUUGACUGCAACAUAUAUUUUUCAAUGUGGCAUUUUACAUGGAAUGUAUUUAUAAGGUGUGUUGUUGUAAAUCUUGUUAUUAUUUGGGAAUUUUUUUAUGUCUCAAAGUUUUAAUCAUCUACACUGUUAUGCCAAAUUGAUUUUGGUUUCAGGUUAAAUAUCAUUAAAAUGAAAUAUUUUUUAAUAAUAAUUUAUUGAUAACUUGUUUGUUUUCCUAAUAUUACUAAUUAGAUUUUACACUUAAACAUUUUUUUUUACCCCAAAAGAAAAUAUCCUGCCUAAGUAUUAUUCAGUUAUAUAUGCUACUACAUAAAGAAAGAGCAUAUAUCAAGAAAUUAUAAUUUUAUUACAUGGACUUGCUUUUGAUUUGUAAAUAUAUGCAACAUUUUUAUAUAGAGUGCUGUGAUUAUAAAAUACAGCUUUCAACUGCAAAAAUGUGCCAAACAUAAGGACUUGCAUUUUGAACCUUAAGGAAAAUUACCUGAGCUUUUUUAUAUGGUCUUGUAAAUACCAGUUGCUUCAUGACUGAAUAUGGAAAGUUUUAAGAUUUAUGAGGAUAAGUUGGAUUAAUUGACACUGAAAGCAUUUUUCAAUUCAUUGCAUUUAAUUAUCAUUCUUUAAGAAAGCGUUUAAGUAAAACUUGAGAUGAUUUGCACUCAAUUGACAUACAGUUUACGUAUAUACUAUGAGCAAAAUCAUGUUAAACCAUUGUAUUAUCUACUUGCCCUCUGAUUUAAAUCACAUUUAUUUGUAGUUGAUUUUUAAUCAUGUAAGUUCAUUACUUCAUUUUUAUAAUGAAUUUCAUCCCUAUUAAAAGAAAAAUCUUUAAAA
Messenger RNA from Saccostrea cuccullata (small rock oyster), 2719 nucleotides. RefSeq names its product peptidyl-prolyl cis-trans isomerase B-like. Gene Ontology annotation, biological process: protein folding; protein peptidyl-prolyl isomerization. The transcript has 4 exons. Bases 42 to 770 code for a protein of 242 amino acids. Lineage: Eukaryota; Metazoa; Mollusca; Bivalvia; Ostreida; Ostreidae. The record is from RefSeq and is a predicted model, not a curated record. Gene Ontology annotation, molecular function: peptidyl-prolyl cis-trans isomerase activity.